Hemibagrus wyckioides is the source of this 5014-nucleotide messenger RNA. RefSeq names its product NACHT, LRR and PYD domains-containing protein 12-like. Lineage: Eukaryota; Metazoa; Chordata; Actinopteri; Siluriformes; Bagridae. Gene Ontology annotation, molecular function: protein binding. The coding region runs from base 250 to 3651 and encodes 1133 amino acids. The record is from RefSeq and is a predicted model, not a curated record. The transcript is spliced from 14 exons.
GAAAACGAAAGUGAUUCAUCUUCAGUCGACGCGCCAUUUUGAGGAGCGGUUAGAAAGGCAGAAAGAACUUCAACACCAGGCCGAAACGGAGAGGUUCAUGUUAAACAACAUGGACUGUGGAUUUACUGAGUGGUUUCUGUACUUACUGUAAGUGUACAAACAGUAAGAACUGCGUCACGUCACCGGAAUAAAGUCAUCUGAUAAACUUGUUUACCAGGUGUAAGUCUGUGAAUUCACUGAUAUUAAAAAAUGGAGAGCAUUGAUCUGGACACAGAUAUCAUGACCCCACCCUCAAAAAAGUGCAAACUACAGGGAAAGAGAUCAGACUCAUCAGCACUCAGCUUUAUCUCCAUGAAGAGUGACAAGUCUAUGGAUCCUCCCUGGAACUAUAAAAAUAAAAAAGACUUCUCACUCUCACUUCUAUACAGUAAACUACAAGGAAAGAGUUCAGACUCAUCAGCACCCAGCUGUAUCUCCAUGAAGAGUGACAGGUCUAUGGAUCCUCCCUGGAACUUUAAACAUGAAGACUCCUCACUUGUACACAGUAAACUUCAUAUAAAGAGAUCAGACUCAUCAGCACCCAGCUGUAUCUCCAUGAAGAGUGACAGGUCUAUGGAUCCUCCUUGGAACUUUAAACAUGAAGACUCCUCACUUGUACACAGUAAACUACAGGGACAGAGAUCAGACUCACCAGCACCCAGCUGUAUCUCCAUGAAGAGUGACAGGUCUAUGGUACCUCCUUGGAACUUUAAAGGUGCAGACUCCUCACCUGUACACAGUAGUCUACAGAAGCCAGAUGACAAAAGAGAAAAGAACAUCAUCACAGAUACAGGACAUGAACCACAAUCUGCUGAUGUUAAUGAAUUCCAGAAAAAGUUCAAAUUAAAUCUGAAGAAGAAGUUUCAGUGUUUAAAUGGAGAGAUGAUAAACCUGGGAACCCAAAGACUCCUGAAUGAGAUCUACACAGAGCUCUACAUCACAGAGGGAGACAGUGGAGACGUCAAUAAUGAACAUGAGGUGAGACAGAUCGAGGCAGCAUCCAGGAGAACAACAACAAGAGAGGAAACACCAAUCAAAUGCAAUGACAUCUUUAAGCCUUUAUCUGAACAAGACAAACCCAUCAGAACUGUUCUGACAAAGACCUCAUCUGAACAAGACAAACCCAUCAGAACUGUUCUGACAAAGACCUCAUCUGAACAAGAUAAACCCAUCAGAACUGUUCUGACAAAGAUCUCAUCUGAACAAGACAAACCCAUCAGAACUGUUCUGACAAAGGGAGUCGCUGGCAUCGGAAAAACAGUCUCUGUACAGAAGUUCAUUCUGGACUGGUCUGAAGGGAAAACAAAUCAGGACGUCCACCUCAUAUUUCCACUUCCUUUCAGAGAGCUGAAUUUGAUGAAGGACCAGAAACUGAGUCUGAUGGAGCUCCUUCAUGUCUUUUUUAAGGAAACAAAAGAAACAGAAAUGUCCAAAUUGAAAAAGGUUCUGUUCAUUUUUGACGGAUUGGACGAGUGUCGUUUUCCUCUGGAUUUCCAGAACACAGUGAGAGUGUGUGAUGUAACUGAAUCAGCAUCAGUGCAGGAGCUGCUGAUAAACCUGAUCAAAGGGAAUCUGCUUCCCUCUGCUCUCAUCUGGAUCACCUCCCGACCAGCAGCAGCUGAUCAAAUCCCCUCUGAGUGUGUGCAUCGAGUCACAGAGAUACGAGGGUUCAAUGACCCACAGAAGGAGGAGUAUUUCAGGAAGAGGAUCAGAGAUCAGAGCCUGGCCAAUAACAUCAUCACACACCUGAAGUCAUUAAGAAGCCUCUACAUCAUGUGCCACAUCCCAGUCUUCUGCUGGAUUUCAGCCACUGUUCUAGAGAGGAUGUUGGGUGAAGCAGAGACUGGAGAGAUCCCCAAGACUCUGACUGAAAUGUACACACACUUCCUCAUCAUUCAGACAAACAUCAUAAGAGGAAAAUACUCACAGAAGCAGGAGAGUGAUGAAGAAAUGCUUCUUAAACUGGGACAACUGGCUUUUCAGCAGCUGAAGAAAGGGAACCUGAUCUUCUAUGAGGAAGACCUGAGAGAGUGUGGCAUUGAUGUGAGAGAAGCAGCAGUGUACUCAGGUGUGUGUACACAGAUCUUCAGAGAGGAGUUUGGGCUUCACCAGAGUAAAGUGUACUGCUUUGUUCAUCUGACCAUUCAGGAGCAUCUUGCAGCUCUGUAUGUGCACCAGACCUUCAUGAAGAAAAAGAUUAAUGUUCUUAAACACAGUCAGGUUUUUAACACAAUCUCAGAUGUCCAGAAGUCUGCUGUAGAUCAGGCCUUGGAAACUAAGACUGGACAUCUGGACCUUUUCCUUCGCUUUCUUCUGGGUCUCUCACUGGAGUCCAAUCAGAAACUCUUACAUGCCUUAUCACAGAGAGGAAGUAGCUUCGACAGCAAAGAGGAAACGGUUCAUUACAUUAAGCAGAUAAUUAGAAGAAAUCCUCCUGAAGAGAAAUCCAUCAAUCUGUUCCACUGUCUGAAUGAACUGGGUGAUAAUUCUCUAGUGGAGGAAAUCCAACGCUACCUGAAAUCUGGAAAACAAAGAAAACUCUCUUCUUCACAGUGGUCUGCUCUGGUGUUUGUGUUACUGACCUCAGAACAGGAUCUGGAGGAAUUUGACCUGAAUAAAUAUAGUACAGAGAGGAUAACAGAUCUGGUUCUUCUGAAGGUGAAGCCUGUGAUUGCAGCAUCCAGAAAAUCAGUCAUUCAGCAUGUAACACUUAAAGAGAAAAGCUGUGAAGCUUUGGCCUCUGUGCUCAGCUCUGAAUACUCCAGACUGAGAGAACUGGAUCUGUCUGAGAGUAAACUAGGAGACUUAGGAGUGAAGUGUCUUUCUGCUGGACUGGAGAAUCCUCACUGUAAACUGGAGACACUCAGGUUGCGUGAUUGUCGUGUCUCAAAUAAAGGCUGUGCUGCUCUGACUUUAGCUCUGAGAUCAAACCCCUCACACCUGAGAGAACUGGAUCUGUCCUGUAAUAAUCUAGGAGACUCAGGAGUGGAGAGUCUCUCUGAUCUACUGGAGAAAACUCACUGUAAACUGGAGACACUGGGGUUGUGUAGUUGUUAUUUCUCAGUUGAAGGCUGUACUGCUCUGACUUCAGCUCUGAGAUCAAACCCCUCACACCUGAGAGAACUGGAUCUGUCAGGGAAUAAACUCAGAGACUCAGGAGUGAAGAGUCUCUCUGCUCUACUGGAGAAUCCUCUCUGUAAACUGGAGAGACUGAGGUUGUGUGGUUGUGAUUACUCAGAUGAAGGCUGUGCUGCUCUGACUUCAGCUCUGAGAUCAAACCCCUCACACCUGAGAGACCUGGAUCUGUCUGGGAAUAAUCUAGGAGACUCAGGAGUGAAGAGUCUCUCUGCUCUACUGGAGAAUCCUCUCUGUAAACUGGAGACACUGAGGUUGGUGGACUGUGGCAUUUCAGAUGAAGGCUGUGCUGCUCUGACUUCAGCUCUGAAACAAAACCCCUCACAUCUGAGACAACUGCAUCUAGUCUUGAAUAAAAUAGGAGACUCGGGAAAGAAGCUGCUCACAGCUCUUAAGGAUGAUGGACAUCUCAAACUACAGGAACUGAUGCUGUUAGUUGAAGACUCCAGUAUACCUUCCAUGCUGGGUAAAAGAUAGCACAUUUAUGCAUAAGUGACGCUCUUGGAUGCCAAUCAGCCUGCAACACGUCUUUCAACUGGGGAGGAAACCAGAGUAUCCGGAGGAAACCCCAAAUCACAGAGAGCUACUUGCUAACUUCACACACACGACAGAGGUGGUGUGAAGCAAACGUGCUAUCCACUAGGCCAUCAUUCCCCCUGCAUGUUUUUUAAUAGCUAAGAAUGCUAGCCUUUAUAAUAUAUAGUAUCAGUUAUUAAUUUAACCUGGUAUUAUUUGGCAGAUUUAUUGUUUGUUUCUACUCACAACACGGCUGAUUGUCUGUAGGUCAGGAGUCUCACCAUGUGGCAGAGUUGCCGAUAUUCGUCCAGGGACAUUUGUCUGGGCCUGUGGCCUAGAAAAUUGUUCCUGGAAUGUCUGCCACAUCUGCGGUCCAUGACUGGCGUAAAUAAAAUAAAAAAAGAACAUAGUCUGUCAAUACAACUGCAUAUGUCCUCCCUAAAACAGAUUAACAAGCGGAGAGAACACCAUAACAAUCCUUCAGUCUUAGACGACACUGAUACGAAUGUUCGAGAGAGCAUAAGAUAAUUUUUUAAAAUUUAAAACUAAUAUAAACUUUUAUAUACUAUAAUGCAGAAAAAUAUAUCGCAGCGUAGGGAAUUAGGCCCUGACCUAUGUGAAUAAGAGGUAACUUACCCAGGUAGAAGGAUGGAGGUAAGUCUCCCAUGGGAAUGUAAAAAAAAAAAAAAGCAUUCAACUUGAUCCAAACUAAACUAAGUAGCAGAGCUAUUAAGUUUACCACAUUAUCACAUCACUUAGGCAAUGAGUGAAAACUAAGUAAAUAAGGAUAGCAGCCUUCCCUUAAAGAAUGGUGAAGACUUAGUAUUCUAAGUAAUUGCCAGGCAACCACCAUGAGCAAUACAUGAAAAAACAAGUACACAAGUAUAUGGAACAUUAUAAUUUAGGGUAAAACAUAAAUAAUAAAAAUAAAUGUGUAAUAAAAAUAAAUGUUUUGGUUUAAAUAAGUUUAUAAAUAAGGUAUAAUUAGUGAGGCCAAACAGUUCAGCAACUACUAAUACGUGUUAAAUUAAAACCCGUGACACAUAGGCCGUAUGAAGGCCACAGACAGCAUGUCACAUGAGUUUCAGCUAUAGAUGAAGGUUAAAGAAAGUUGGGGUUGUUUUUUUUGAUAUGGGGGGAUUAUUUAACUUCAAAACAAUCCUAAAAAUAGAUGAAACCAGUAAGGUUGGGUAACUGGAUUAGGAUGUAAGAAUGUAUAUAUACUGGGGGAUUUGUGCAGGGGGCCACACUUGACCGCAUUGAGCAUGAAUCUAUGUGCCAAUUUCUGUGAAAUUUUUUCAAUAAAGCCUGCUGCUUCUUCUCA